Molecule: messenger RNA, 1842 nt
Organism: Ipomoea nil (Japanese morning glory)
Lineage: Eukaryota; Viridiplantae; Streptophyta; Magnoliopsida; Solanales; Convolvulaceae
Exons: 4
Coding region: 1-1842 (613 amino acids)
Source: RefSeq, a predicted model, not a curated record
AUGGAGUCCAACGAAAGGCGAAGGCCUUUAGCAAAUUUGACAAAUGAUUAUUACAGUGAUAUUGGUGAUCAGAUGUAUUCAUGUCAGCACUGUGGAGCUAUAUUUUGGUUAGAGGAGCGAGUUAAUAAAUCUAGCGGUGUUCGAAAUCCCAAAUAUUCACUAUGUUGCAGUCAUGGAAAGAUCAAGUUGUCACCAACAAAUAGUCCACCUCUUGAAGAACAUUUCUUGAAGAACAUUAGGUCCAAAGAUCCAAAGAGUACACAUUUCUUGAAGAACAUUAGGGAAGAUGAUUCAACGACUACAUUGCAUUAUGAAAUUGUUAAAGACAUUAAGGAUGCAUUAGAUGAAAAUAAUGUUUUGGUCAAGAGUUUUCGGAUGGCCAAAACGGAGAUAGAAAGUAAUCCUAGAACAUAUAUUAAAGUCAAACUCAUUGGUAGGAGGAACAAAGAUGCAAGGACAUAUAACUUGCCACAGGUUGGAGAAGUGGCUGCUUUGAUUGUUGGUGAUUUAGAUCCAAACAUGGGGAAACGAGAUAUAUUGGUGGAAUCUAAAGCUAGUCAUUUCCAAAGAAUAACUGAAUUAAAUCCAGCAUAUCUCCCACUUCAAUACCCAUUACUCUUUCCUUAUGGUGAAGACGGGUACAGAAAUGACAUACAGUUUAGUAAUGUGGAAGGUCAGAAUUCAAAUGCAAGGAGUAAACUUAGUCCAAGGGAGUGUUUUUCACUCCGUUUGCAAGAUAGGUUCAAUGAAAUCUCAACAUUGCUUUAUUCUAGAAGGUUGUUUCAGCAAUAUUUGAUCGAUGCCUAUACCAUGAUAAAAUCAGGACGCUUGGUUUAUAUUAGGACUCAUCAAAAGUCACUUCGAUGUGAGUCAUAUAAAUGUUUGACAGAUGCGUUAACACGUGGUGAAGUAGAUCCUACAACCCAAGGAAAGCGUAUCAUUUUGCCAUCGAGUUUUACCGGAGGUGCAAGAUAUAUGGUGCAAAAUUAUCAAGAUGCAAUGGCGAUUUGUCGAUGGAUUGGUUAUCCAAGUCUAUUUAUUACAUUCACAUGUAAUCCCAACUGGCCUGAGAUUGAAAGGUUUUUACAACCAAUAAAACUCAAAGCUGAAGAUAGGCCGGAUAUAAUUAGCCGUGUGUUUAAAAUGAAAUUAAAUGCACUCAUAAAAGAUAUUCAAAAAGAAAACAUUUUUGGAGUUGUUGAUGCAAUAAUUUACACAAUUGAAUUUCAAAAAAGGGGAUUGCCACAUGCUCACAUUUUGAUAUUCUUGAGUAAGAGUAACUCUUAUCCUAAUCCAAAAGACAUUGAUAUGAUCAUAUCUGCUGAGAUUCCAAGUCAGUUGUGCGACCCUGAGUAUUAUAAAGCUGUGGAAGAAUUUAUGAUUCACGGACCAUGUGGUUCAGCGAGGAAGAAUUCACCUUGCAUGGUCAAUGGUAAGUGCUCUAAAUUCUUCCCAAAAAAAUUUGUUGAAAACUCUACAGUGGAUUUCGAUGGAUAUCCGAUCUAUCGGCGUCGAGAUAAUGGUCGUACAAUACGGAAAAAUGGAAUUGACCUUGAUAGUAGAUAUGUUGUUCCACACAAUAGACAUUUGCUGAUGAAGUACAAGGCUCAUAUUAAUAUGGAGUGGUGCAACCAAUCUAGAUCAAUAAAGUACUUAUUCAAGUACGUCAACAAGGGUAAUGACAGGGUCACAGCUGAAUUUUACAAUAGUGCGGUGGAAGAAUCUACUGGAAAGGUUAUAGAUGAAAUCAAGAUGUACUAUGACUGUAGAUAUAUUUCACCGUGUGAGGCCGCUUGGAGGAUAUUUGCAUUUGAAAUACAAUUUAGGAAUCCAUCUGUUUAG